GCACCACCCAUUCUUUCUUGGCCGAGAGAAGUGUUUUGGGAUUUUAGAGUCUUUUGCACUUCUACCAAAGUCCACAUUCCAACUCAGUUAUUCUUUUUUGAACACCAUGAGUUGUGCAUUAGUAAGCCUACUUCUUUGGGGGCUGCUGCACCAGACCACAAUGGCUGUCCUAAUGGAUAAACUAGCAGAGCGCAAGAUCUGUGGAGAUGCAGAAUGUUCAUAUGUUCUUUCCGUGGCCACGGCUUUGGACGACUUCAUAGCUCCCGAUUGCAGAUUCAUCAACAUUAAAAAGGGUCAGAUGGUUUAUGUGUAUUCUAAACUCAUACCAGCAGAUGGCACUGGAGUAUUCUGGUCUGGAAGUGUGUACAGUGAGCGGUAUGUGGACCAGAUGGGCAGAACAGGAUAUUUUCCUGCAACUGUGGUGAAGGAAACCCAGAAGUUUACAGACAAAACAAUCCGGAUGCGGACCACUGAUAUGGACUUCUAUUGUGAUUAGGGGAAACCAGAAUGAUGAUUGAGGUUUUCUUUAACUAUCCUAUCUUUAAUAACAAGUGCAUAGUGUCUCUGUCAAUAUAAGAUGGUUGAAAGGAUUCGGAUGUACUGCAUUUACUUAGAAUACGUUAGUCUCUUCUCUCUUCACUGCUCUUGUACCUGCACUUGUACCUUUUUCAAAAUAAUACAAUUUUUCAUGUCAGUCCCAGUGAAAAAGAUUAAAGGAACAGAUCAUUUUCAUGGGAA
Molecule: messenger RNA, 738 nt
Organism: Fundulus heteroclitus (mummichog)
Lineage: Eukaryota; Metazoa; Chordata; Actinopteri; Cyprinodontiformes; Fundulidae
Product: otoraplin-like
Exons: 4
Coding region: 107-496 (129 amino acids)
Biological process (GO): cartilage condensation
Molecular function (GO): protein binding
Source: RefSeq, a predicted model, not a curated record